UGAUGAAGAAGGAGGAGGAGGAAGAAGAGGAGGAGGAGGAGGUCCGCCUCUGUCUUCUAUCACGUCCUCAGUGGAGAGUUAAAUCUCCGUGAAUCCAGCAGCGGCAUCAUUGAGCAGAGAACUGCAGAAGAACGACGAUGUCUGGACGAGGCAAAGGAGGAAAAGGACUCGGUAAAGGAGGCGCCAAGCGGCACCGUAAAGUUCUCCGGGAUAACAUCCAGGGAAUCACCAAGCCCGCUAUCCGCCGUCUGGCUCGCCGCGGUGGAGUCAAGCGUAUCUCGGGUCUGAUCUACGAGGAGACCCGCGGUGUGUUGAAGGUGUUCCUGGAGAACGUCAUCCGUGAUGCCGUCACCUACACCGAGCACGCCAAGAGGAAGACGGUGACCGCCAUGGAUGUGGUGUACGCUCUGAAGAGGCAGGGCCGCACUCUGUACGGCUUCGGAGGUUAAAGUCAGCGAUCAUGCAGCACAACAAAGGUCCUUUUCAGGACCACACA
Molecule: messenger RNA, 496 nt
Organism: Amphiprion ocellaris (clown anemonefish)
Lineage: Eukaryota; Metazoa; Chordata; Actinopteri; Pomacentridae
Product: histone H4
Exons: 1
Coding region: 138-449 (103 amino acids)
Biological process (GO): nucleosome assembly
Cellular component (GO): nucleosome
Molecular function (GO): protein heterodimerization activity; structural constituent of chromatin; DNA binding
Source: RefSeq, a predicted model, not a curated record